AUGGCUUCCGACGACGUUACCGACUUCGAGGUGAUUGAAGGCCAGAAGGAAAACAUCCAGAGCAUCCCCAGCGGACGCUCCGCAAAAGCGCUCGCGCAGCUAUACACGCCACCAUUGACUUCCGGCGCUGGUCAGACCCUGUCCCCUUCGCAGAUGCAAGAUGCGAAUAGCGCGGCCCGCCUCAAGUUCGAGAAGGAGCUCAUGGCGAUUGACGACUCAGACGACCCGCUAGACGUUUACGACCGCUAUGUCAAAUGGACACUCGACUCGUACCCCUCCGCACAAAACACACCUCAAUCGCAACUCUGCCCGCUGCUCGAGCGCGCAACCAAAGCCUUCCAAUCCUCGCCGCAGUACAAGAACGACGCCCGCUACCUCAAGCUGUGGCUGCACUACAUCCAUCUCUUCUCAGAUGCGCCGCGCGAGACAUUCGCAUACCUUGCGCGACACAACAUCGGCGAGAACCUUGCGCUAUUCUACGAAGAAUUCGCCGCCUGGCUAGAAGGCGCGGGCCGCUUCACACAAGCAGAGGAGAUAUACAACUUGGGUAUCGACCGCGAGGCCCGCCCAGUCGAGCGCCUGAUUCGCAAGUACGGAGAAUUCCAGCAUCGCCUCGAGAGCCGCCCGCAAGAGGUUCCCGAGCCUUCAAGCCCCGCACUUCCCGCCGUUCGUCCAGCCCUCGCCGCUAAGAUGGACCCCUUUGCGCAUGCAUCGCCGAGUGCGCCGAGCCCACAACCACAAAGUGCGCCAAAAUCUGCUGGAGGCGCUUCUCGUUCGGGGAAGGCGAAGCUUGCCAUCUUUUCCGAUGGCGACGAUGCCGCGAGGCCCGGCUCGACCGGUAGCAUAGAAGGAUGGGAUAGCAUUGGAUCGCUCGCAGACCGCAAGAAGGAGAACGCAACAGAAGCGCGGCCUUGGGCUGGUGAGACUCUGAAGGUCGGAAAGAAGAAUACGGGCGUGCCAAAGAUGUCAAUCUUCAAGGAUGAGACCAAAUCAAAUCCAAAUGACGAGAAUGUCAGCCCCCAUCCAUUGCGUGAACAUCAACAAGCGGUCAAUCCAAGGACAGGCAGGCUUGAGGUAGUCUUUGUAGAUUUGGAGCAAGUGUACCCCAACCAUGAAGAUCCCAUGUCAGAGGAAUACUCAUUUGAGGAACUUCGAGCUAAAUACAGGGGAUGGAUGGACCACGAUUGGGAUGCUAUCCGACGCAAGGAACAGAAGCAGGCAAGGAAAGCAGCUGAAGAGGCAGAAGCAGCUGCAAGACCGAAGCCAAAGGCCGCGCCUCUAGCGCCCAAACAGGAUUACGAACAGCCUCCUAAGCCCAAGACCGUGCCCCUGAAAGGCAGCGUUGACGAUGAUAUGAACAACGACGAAAAUGCGCCGCCUUCACAGGCAGAUGUAGACAAGGCACGGGCUGCUAAGAAGGCGAGACGAGAGGAGCGUGCCAACAGGACCAGGAAAAUCAAGGUCAUGGAAGUCAAAGAAGUUCGCGGAGAGACUCAGACAAUCCAAGCCAACCUGGAUUCUCCAGCGAAGCCCAAAAUCCGGCGAAAGAAGACAGGCCCGGAGACCACAAUGACCCUCCACACCAAGGAAGCUAUGGACGAGAUCUACGACAUAUUCAACGAGCCACUGAGAAACGCCGACGAGAAUACUUCGGAGAAUCAGAGCGGCGAUGAAAGCAGCGGCGACGAUGAGGACGACUACACGAGUGGUGCCGAAAGUACGGCAACCGGUCGCAUAUCCGGCGCUACGAGCGAGUUCGGGGAUGAGACAACAGCUGGAGAUUUUACGCUCGGCACCAGGGUGCUGGAUGUUGAUGCCGAGGAUGAAAGCGAUUCCGACGCUUCGGAUACCAAGAGUGCGUCUGCGUGGUCUGACUUUACUGAGAGCAAGCACGUGCCUAAAGAUGGUCAAGAGGAUGAAUCAGAUGAUGAGUCUGAGCAAUCGGAUCAGUCUCAGAACGAUUCUUUUAAUGAGGUAACACGCGCAGAUGUCGACGUGGAACAGCAGCAAGAUUCUGACGUCGUCACUCCGACCUCGCCCUCAGCGCCCACAUCGCUACCUACCCGCUUCGUUCCCGUUCCACCGGAAGACUACGUCCCAGCUAUGCAGCCCUACCGAGACCCGGCCCAGGCUGCUAAUAACCGUCUGCCGUUUAUGACGCCCAUCGUCGAGAAGACGGAAUCAUCCCUAGGCAUCGCCACCGCUUAUGCAAACAAGGACUAUUUUACUCCUGCGACCAAGACACCAUCACGAUCGAAAGGUACCACUGACAUCCUUGAAGACGACGACGAUGAUGAUACUUGCGGUAGCGCGUUCUCAGAUAUCUUGAGUCAAGUGAUUGAUGGUUCAGGGAAAGUUGCGAAGCUCGCCCUGACAGAAUCGAAACCAGUACCUAAAGAGCCCAUCGCCGAACCGCAACGGAAGCCGUUGGCUGCGAAAGAGGUUGCGCCAAAACCAGUAAAGCCAAAUGGUCCAAUCAUUCAGGAUGCACAGUGCAAUCCGGUCGACGAGAACAUCCGCAAGGUCAUCCUACAAGAAAUCCAGCCACCACUCGAUAGCUACGACGGCUACUACGCAGACACCGAAGAGAGCUACGGAAAAGGAGCCGACAUUCGCAAGUAUACCAAGGCUCUGAAAUCGGGCAAGGGCGCGAACGACAAGACGGCCAACCUUGCAGUCUGUCCCACGUUGAAGUUUCCCACAACUCAGCGGACAUACGCCGUCAAACGCGAGCUUGGGAAAGGUGCUUUCGCCCCAGUCUACCUGGUUGAAAGUCGAGACCCCGACGAGGACGACGAUGAGAACAAACCUUCGCAGAUGGGCAAGGGCGAGUUCGGUUUGAAGCGCAAGAAUCUGGAAGCUAUCAAGAUGGAAGAUCCACCAACUCCAUGGGAAUUUUACAUCAUGCGACAAGCAAAGCGACGGCUAGGCGUAUCUCGAGCGGCUGAUUCGAUUGUUCACGCGUACGAGAUGCACGUCUUCAAAGACGAGUGCUAUUUGGUAGAGGAAUUCAGAGACCAGGGUACGCUGCUCGACCUUGUGAACCUCUCUCGCGGAGACAACGGCGUCAUGGACGAACAGUUGGCCAUGUUCUUUACCAUCGAGUUGUUCCGCACAGUCGAAGCGCUACACUCCAAGGGUGUCAUUCACGGCGAUCUGAAAAGCGACAACAUUCUCGUCCGGUUCGACGCGUUACAAAAAGAUGAGCACUGGGAUUCCGAAUACAAGCGCGAUGGACGUGACGGCUGGUCUGCCAAGGGUAUCUCACUGAUCGACUUUGGCCGUGGUAUCGACAUGAAGGCCUUCAAGCCAGAUGUGCAGUUCAUCGCCGACUGGCCCACUACCGAAGCCGACUGUGCCGAGAUGCGCGAACUACGCCCGUGGACCUACCAGAUCGACUACCACGGUCUCGCUGGAAUUGUUCACAACCUAUUAUUUGGCAAGUACAUAUCCACGAUCGCUGAGCGUGGCGCUACUCUUGGUGCCGGAGCGACGAAGACGUACAAGAUCAAGGAAAGCUUGAAACGAUAUUGGCAGACUGAUAUCUGGCACUCAUGCCUUGAUUUACUGUUGAACCCACUCAUGCACCUUGAGGGUGAAGAGGGGAACAAAUUGCCGGUACUGAAGGGUAUGAAAGAGGUGAGGGAGAAGAUGGAAGAGUAUCUUGAGAACAACUGUGAGAAGGGCGUUGGAUUGAAGACUCUUAUCAGGCGCAUGGAGGAUGCAGUGAAGAAGAGGUGA
Molecule: messenger RNA, 3741 nt
Organism: Alternaria viburni
Lineage: Eukaryota; Fungi; Ascomycota; Dothideomycetes; Pleosporales; Pleosporaceae
Exons: 3
Coding region: 1-3741 (1246 amino acids)
Biological process (GO): protein phosphorylation; meiotic sister chromatid cohesion, centromeric; mitotic spindle assembly checkpoint signaling
Molecular function (GO): ATP binding; protein kinase activity
Source: RefSeq, a predicted model, not a curated record